AGUCCAUUGACCAAAUCUGAACACAUCGCCUUGGCAUAUUGACCCAAUUGAUAUUUAUCUUAUCCUAAAUCUCUAGCAUUAUGGCAUCGACAGACGAAAGCCAGCAGAACAAACCGGAAGGGGAAGCCGGAGAGAACCAACAACAAGAAACAAAUGACAUCCCACAACAAGAACAAGCUGGCGAGGAGCAGAAUGAUAACAACGAGACCGAACAGCAGCAGGAAAGCAACGAUGGUGUAGAGCAACAGGAGCAACAACAGCGAAAGGGUGACGACGAAGAGGCUCAAGAGAAGUCUGAGAAGACCGAAGACGGCCAAGACAGUCAGCAGGACCAGGACCAAGAGCAAACUGAGCAAGCCGAAGACAACAAGCCCUCGAACACAAACCGCUCGCCAUCACCAAAGAAGGAGCAGUCGAAGAAGGAGCAGCCAAAGAAGCAGCGUGGCGAAUCGAAGAAGCCACGCGGCGACUCUAAGCAGCGUGCCGAGCAGCGUGCCGAGUCUAGGCAGCGUGAUGCAUCGAAACAGCCAGAUGUUGCAACCGACGAAAAGCCGCGGAGAAGACGUCGCAACGCCCCAUCGUGGAUGAGCGAGAACGAAAACGCCCCAUCUAAUGACAAGCAGGUGGCUCCUCGCCGCAAGAAGCGAGAUCAGUCACAGUCACAGCAGCAACAGCAGCAGUAUCAGCAACAGCAGCAAAUGCAACAAUACCAGCAGCAGCAGUUCCAGAUGCAGCAACAGCAACAACAAAUGCAGCAGCCGAAGGAUGACGCCGGCAAGAACCCACUCAAGCUCCGAUUGGACCUUAAUUUGGAGAUUGAGGUUACCUUGAAGGCUCGGAUUCAUGGUGACCUGACUCUUGCUCUCUUGGAUGGCAUCUAAGUUCGUUUGCCCCGGCCUCCAAGCUACUAGAGGUAGGAGGCUUGAAAGUGCAUUUUGAAACUGCACCCGUGCCUGGUUCGGGUUAGUUUAGUU
Molecule: messenger RNA, 974 nt
Organism: Truncatella angustata
Lineage: Eukaryota; Fungi; Ascomycota; Sordariomycetes; Amphisphaeriales; Sporocadaceae
Exons: 2
Coding region: 81-881 (266 amino acids)
Source: RefSeq, a predicted model, not a curated record